AGGUCCAGGCAGCUCCCUCCCAUCCACACCUACCAGCUGCCACCGCAGACUGAGAAACAGGAAGUCAUGUGGCAUGAUAAUCAGUAGAGCGAGCCAACAGUAAGAGAGAGAAAUAGAGUGAGCAUGGAAUCAGGAGCAGAGAAGUGAAGUUUCAGGUGGACAAACAGAGCACCUCAACCCCCCCUUAGAGCCCUGUAACCAAUGGCAACCUCAGUCCAGACUCUUCCUCUGACCCGUGGUCCCAACAAAAACUUCUCCCGUUGCGGCAUGGGAAGUGUAGGCAGUCUAGUGGAGAGGCCAGAUGUGUCUCCAACUAAAGGCAGCCGUGCAGUGCCCCAGGUGAGACCCAAACAGACCAACGGCCUCCUGAAGAAAGGCUUCAGCCAAAGAGAGCUACUCAACUACCUCAACAUCACCAGAAGAGAGCCUAAAGCUAGUCCAAGCUGUGACAGCAAGAAGGACAUUAUCUCUGGCCUCAGCUCUGCCAGUGCCCGUGAGGAGGACAACUUAUACGCCAAGGUCUACCAUAAAGACGGCACCGAGGUGGAUUUGACCAAAAACUCACUGCCAAGUGGGGGCAAGUACGAAAAGGCACGUUUUAGGUCUUCUGCCUUCAAGCCUGUCACCCCCAAAAAUUUUAGCUCCAUGCAGAACCUCUACCCGUCUUCCAAGUCAGAAAACGUGGACCAUGGCGUUUCCAAUGGGCUGCACAGAGCCUACGCCCAUGUCCCUAAAGCUGUCUCCACCUCUUCCUCCUCUUCCUCACCCUCCCGUCAAGGAGGACCGACAUCCAGUGGUAACAAGGGCCACUCCUCUGUGCGUGGGAUGAGCCAGGAGGAUGAUAACCUGUCCGACUCGGGCCAUAACUCCAUGAGCAGUCUGCCACCAUACCGGCCUCCCUUCCGCCCACACCUGGCUCACAUCAGUGCAUCUAUGGGCCACAUCAACACCAUCGGCUCCCUGGAACGCACUUCUCUAGGCCCAAAGGCUGCAGGGUCAGGGGGCGUGGCCAUAGGGGAGAUGGCGUGUCGGAGCAUGGCGACCCUGAGCCGUCUGACUCCAUAUGGAGGGGAGGCCCCACCUCCUUAUGAAUGGACCCUCUCCCUGUCUGUUGAGGAAGUGGUCCGGGAUCUGGAGGAGCGCCUGGUGGAGAAAGAACAUGAGCUGAAACAAAUGAAAAGAAACCUGGAUGAGAGUGAGGGUGCUAUCGCACAGGUGUUUGAAGGGAAACAGCGCCUGUGAAAGGAGGUGGAAGAGCUGAAACGCCUGUAUGCCGCCAAGCUACGUCAGGUUUCCCAGCACGCCCAGCGUUCACAUCGCAGCCUGCAGUUGCAGCUGUUCAAAGCCCAGCAGGAGAAGAACCGACUGCAAGAGGAGCUUGACGGCCUGAAAAGAGAACAGAGCCAGGAAGCUGGGGCCACGGUAAAGCGAACCAGUCCAACUCUGGAGGAGACGCAGUGGGAGGUUUGCCAGAAGUCAGGGGAGAUCUCCUUGUUGAAGCAGCAGCUCAGGGACUCCCAGGCGGAGGUGACCCAGAAGCUGAGUGAGCUCUUCCAGCUGAAGACGCAGCUCAGGGAGACCCGCACAGAGCUGCGCAACAGGGAGGGCCAGAUAGAUGCACUAAAGCUUGUCCUGCAGGGGACACAGCAUCGCAGAUUCCCCUCUCAGACUGCACAAGAGGAUGGGAAAGGAGCUGAAGAGAGUCCUUCAGCUGGGGCAACAGGAGGGUGCGGGGGCCCGACAGAGGAGCGUCUGCGUGCAGAGCUCCUGCUGGAGCGACGCCAGAGCGAAGCCCAGGCCACGGCUUUCGAGGAAGAGAGGCAGACAUGGCAGGCAGAAAAGAACAAGGUCAUCCGCUACCAGAAGGAGCUGCAGGCCAGCUAUUUAGAGAUGUACCACCGCAAUGAAGCACUGGAGAGGGAACUGCACCACCUGAGGGCAGGCAGAGAGCAAGGAGGAGGAGGAGGAGGGAGCAGAAAAGGGACAUUGGAAAGAGAAGUGCCAGAGCUGAGCAGUGAGAGAACGGGUGAAAAACAAGAGGAGAGACCUUCCUCUGGGUUGCCGUGGAUAGGGAGAAUUGAAUCAUCUGAAAUUUGAAUGUGACUUAUUUGCAAUGCAAACUGUCUCCCUGUAGUAUGUUUUCUACGGAAGAACAAUGUCCACCACAAAAAGGAAAAAAGAUAGACUAAAAUCAGUUUCAAAAAUGUUGUCAUAGUGAGUUUUGACCUAAGUCUGAGUUAUUCAUUUUGAGUUAUUCUGCGAUAACUCAAAAUGUUGACUUUCUUAAACAAAUUUUGAGGUCAAACCUUUGAUCUAUGUCAUCACAAAAUGUUGACUUACUCACCAUUUUCACAUUUGUUAUGUAUAACAUUUGAUCUAGUUUUCUUCUUUUCCAAGCGACAAUGGGCUUCCAUAGGUUCCUGUCCAUUUGCCAUCCUCUGCCCAUGUACCCUUGUCAUUUAAUGCCCUUAUCCUGCAAAGACUGGACCAAUCAACUCCCAAAGAGCACACCAAUAUGAGGGUAGUUGCACAGAAAUACUGUCUGUGCCUCAGUGUCAAUUUAUAAAAAUACAGGCAAGCAUCUAGACUGUCCUGCUUAACACUUUUGUCCAAUUGUAAACCUGUAAAUGAGCAGAUUUAUAUGCAGUGUGUCACUAUUUUGUUUUUUUAUUUGGUAAUUACUUUUUGGUUUGGACUGCUGUAGAAUCUUGACAGUAACCAAAGGAUUCAAAGGGAUUUCACGUGGCCCUGUUACAUCUCAGUAGCUGCUCAGUCUGUGCAGAAGGUUCUGUGGAUUCAGGUUUGACCUGGGCUCUGGGACGAAAGCUAUCUGGUGCCAAGGUAUUAAUGCUAUUUCUUUGCCAUCAAGAAAAAUGUGUACCCUAAUGAAGAAACUGGAAAUAUUGGACUUUUUUCUCAUUCAGUUUCCAGCAGCGAGACCUAUAUAUUUAGUACAUAUUGUAAUAUAGUUUGAUUGGCCUUUUGUCGUUGUAUUCCAAGAACACUGUCUUAAAUAGGCAUACUUCCACAUGUUCUGAUUGCAAUGGAAGCAAUCAAUAGAUUAUGCUGAACAUGACUGUCCUGCCUAUUGGUGCGAUUUGUUGCACAGCCAGUAACAUCAAAUGCAUGACGUAGAUGAAGUUGUUCUUGUGUAGUUUAUUAUUAAUAUAUGAACAUUCAAAAGCCAGCUCUCAAUCGACCUUUCAACAUACUGUGACUUGUCUAUUUACUGGAAUUAAAGCUGUACAGUAUAAAUAUGUAUGUAUGUUUGUUUUGGAUUGAUAAUAAACAUUUAUGAAGUGGUGUAAAAGUAA
This is a messenger RNA of Micropterus salmoides (largemouth bass), 3314 nucleotides long. RefSeq names its product NEDD4 binding protein 3 (gene n4bp3). Gene Ontology annotation, cellular component: cytoplasmic vesicle. Lineage: Eukaryota; Metazoa; Chordata; Actinopteri; Centrarchiformes; Centrarchidae. The record is from RefSeq and is a predicted model, not a curated record.